Messenger RNA from Leptosia nina, 396 nucleotides. The record is from the annotation of a GenBank genome assembly. Lineage: Eukaryota; Metazoa; Arthropoda; Insecta; Lepidoptera; Pieridae.
AUGUUUUUGAGUGGGUUCGUCAUUUUAAUAUUGGAAAUGGAGUUUGCCAUGGCUCUGAAAAAGCUGCGCCGAGGGUGGUGCUCACCCGCCGCACCCUUAGCGCGCCUCGAGCCCGGCACCCAGCGCUUCUCGGGUGCCUUCCGCUCGCGGCGACGGCAGCUCAGACAAACACCCAUAAACCCUCCGCUGGCAUGGGGCCGGCGGAGCGCGAGCGAACACUGCGUCCGCCGGAUCAGCUCGCGCCCGCCAUGCCUCCGCUCUGCACUCUCCACAGCCGGGAGCUACUCGACCAGCCGUUUGCCGUCACCCGUCCAGCUCCGAACUCGACACAAGCACGCACUCCACUCUGCACCGAGGCCACAAGAACGCACCACUCACACAUAUAGCAUACUCUAA